Molecule: messenger RNA, 3022 nt
Organism: Schistosoma guineensis
Lineage: Eukaryota; Metazoa; Platyhelminthes; Trematoda; Strigeidida; Schistosomatidae
Source: the annotation of a GenBank genome assembly
CUCCCUCUUUCUCCUGGUGGUUAACUGGAUUAUGAAGACCUCGUUAGCUGAGAGGAAACACGGAAUACAAUGGACAGCUCGGAAUCAAUUAGACGAUUUGGACUUCGCAGAUGAUCUGGCCCUCCUAUCCCACACACGAACAAAUGCGGAUGAAGGCAACGAGUGUAGCAGCAGCCCCUGCAUCAGUAGGCCUCAGUAUACACAAGGGAAAAAGCAAGAUCCUGAAGCACAACACGGAAAGCAUCAACCCAAUCACACUUGAUGGAGAAACUCUGGGAGAGGUGGAAACUUUCACGUACCUGGACAGCAUCAUCAAUGAACAAGGAGGAUCCGAUGCAGGCGUGGAGGCACGGGUUGGCAAAGCAAAGCCAGCAUUUCAACAAUUGAGGAACAUGUGGAACUCUAAACAACUGUCAACCAAUAUCAAAGUCAGAAUCUACAAUACGAACGUCAAGACUGUCCUACUGUACGGAGCUGAAACUUGGAAAACUACUACAACCAUCAUCAAAACGGUGCAGGUAUUUAUAAACAAUUGUCUAUGUAAGAUACUUAAUGUUUGUUGACCGGAAAGCAUCAGCAGCAGCCUACUGUGGGAGAGAACAAACCAGCUUCAGCUGAAGAGGAAAUUAUGAAAAGACGUUAGAAGUGGAUAUGACAUACAUUAUGGAAAUCAUCAAACUGUUUCACGAAGCAAGCCGUAAUUUGGAAUCUUGGAAAAAACGGAAAGGAGGAAGUCCAAAGAACACACUACGUCGAGAAUUGGAAGCAAACAUGAAAAGGAUGAAUAAAAACUGGAAAGGAUUGCUCAGCACAGAGUUGGAUGGAGAAUGCUAAUGAUCAGCCAAUGCUCUUCCACGAGGGAUAAGAGGCAUAAGUGAGCAAGUUUCAGUCUAAGAAAUUAUUAUUAUUAUUCACAAACAGCUAAUGGGUACAUAAGUUUUGUGAAUAGGCCACUUUAAGUUAUUUCAGAAAUGCAAUGAAACACAUGUUUCAGUAACGUUAGCAUAAUAUCUGCCAUAUUUAAGCAGGUUUUAUGGCAUUGCGAAGAAUAUUGAGAUAAAUUUAAGUAACUUAUUGAUAUUUAGGUUCCCUUGAGAUAACUUUGAAUGGUCCAUCGGAUGGAGGGCUAUGUGCUACAUUUAUUUUGUUACGCUAUAUCCAGACGUGCUUACAAUUAUUUAGAUCCUAAAGUACAUAUGUCGCUUGCGAUUGUUCACCAGUAGUUAUUGGUUUAAGUUUGUACAUAUGGUCCCAUAGUUGGUCUACGUAACCUUCUAAAUCAUACAGGCGUAAGUAAGUAACUGUUUCAUUUCAGCAAGUUACAUAGUGUGACAAUGCAAACCUGACCAGCUGUUCAAGUUUUUUGAUUAUCAUUAGGGUUCGAGGCUGUUAAUAUGACGAGUUACUAUAUUUGGUUUCCUCAGUUGCUAUCAAUUGACUGCAACAUUAAUCAGUCGUUCCAACAGUCAAAUCGUGUACGUAGUCAAAAUAUUUAGUUUUAAAUGUCUUUAUUUUGAGUUUGGAUAGAUUUAAUAAAACUACCGUACACUUUUCACUUUUGGCACUGAAUGUUUUUAGCCAUAAUUUUUACAUAGCAUCUAUAAUUAUCUAGUGUUUUUUCAUAUAUAGUCAUUUCUUACUCGCCUCUCGGUCAGUAUGCAAAGAGAUAAUGCUCAAGCAAAUAUUUCAAAUAAUACAAUAUCUGGUAAUUCGGAUUCUGUCAUGGAUCAGCUUGGAACAACUACUGCCUUGAUGAAUACAUCUUCCAAUGUUGGAAGUAGACCAGUUUCUGGAUCUCCUCGUACACCUGGUUCUGCUGGUAGAUCAAAGGUAUUCGACCAAAUAUUUUUGUCACGCGUUGCCGUCGUCGGGUCUUUCACGAUUUAUAUUGGUUACAAUGAUAUCUUGUUAGUUCAGUUAUUCUGCUCAUCUGUUCCGUCAAAAUACGUGUUAUUGUCUCUGUGGACGGAUUCUAUAAUGUAUAGAAAGGCUGGGAUUGCAUCAAUUAAAAGCAAAUCGCUUGCUCAGUCGAAGUACAAAGAAAAAAGUGAUGAGUUAGCAGGAAAUCAGAUAACAACACUAUCACGACAGUUUGAACAAGUUCGUCAGUCGCUUGAAUUAUUUGCGAGCAAACACGGGAACAAGAUUAAAGAGGAUCCACAGUUACGUUCACAAUUUCAAGCAAUGUGUAGUAGUAUUGGUGUUGACCCUAUAGCAUACAGUCGUGGGUGUUGGUCAGAAGCAUUAGGUUUGGGGGAAUUUUACUACCAUCUAGGUGUGAAAAUUAUUGAGGUAUGCAUGGCUAACCAAAAACACACUGGAGGCAUUAUACCUCUGCAUGAAUUGGUAUCUCUAUUAAACAAAAACAGAACACGAUAUGAGUCUGAAGUUAGUGCUGAUGACGUAAAAAGGUCUAUCAGAAAACUGCGUUGUCUAGGAACAGGGUUCAGUCUCAUUAGUCUAUCUGGUGGUCAGUUAUUGGUCCAGUCGGUUCCAGGUGAAAUGAAUAUGGAUCAAACUUUGGUGUUGGGGCUCGCAGAAAGUUCUGAUAGUCAUGUAACAGCAUCAGCCGUAAUGGAUAAAUUUGAUUGGACUAAAGAUCGUACAGACGCUGCCUUUCGCCAUUUAAUGCAAGAAGGUAUUGCAUGGGUUGAUGAUUUAGAUCCUUGUGGUGAAAGAGUAUUUUGGUUUCCUAGCUUAAUGGGCUCAAUAAUUACAUCAUAAAUGUAUACUUAAUGAUGUUAUACUGCUUUCAUUCCCUGUUUAUUUAUUUUAUGAAAACCAAGGGACUUUCACCAGCCAUUAUUUUCUACAUUAUGAACUAAAAAAAAUCUAAUCGUUCAUUGUUGAUCACUACCAUAAAAAGUUUACAUCUCUAAACCAACAAACAAUAAUUUAAAAUGACAUACCAAUUGACACUGUAGUGGCUCAAAGAAUUAAGGCCAUGCUCAAGAGCAUGUUUGAUUUUGUCUGCUUUUUAGCGUCGUUGCGAUAAUCGUUUUUUCAUCCCUGUGAAAUUUCG